Molecule: messenger RNA, 3290 nt
Organism: Hibiscus syriacus
Lineage: Eukaryota; Viridiplantae; Streptophyta; Magnoliopsida; Malvales; Malvaceae
Exons: 5
Coding region: 1751-3286 (511 amino acids)
Source: RefSeq, a predicted model, not a curated record
GCAUCGGUUCAAUUCUAAAACCCAUUUUCUCAUCUUCCUCUCCGCAAGUUCACACCAGAAAAUACUAGGGCUGUUUAGCGAACAAAGCUGUUCAUUUUACUAACCUUUUUUCUUCCUUAUUUUUUCCUCCUGGUUUUCUGAUAGUUUUUUGAAUUUGAUUAGCUGAAUUGCGAAUAGCGAACAGCGAGAGAAUUGAGGGACGACGAAGCCUCGAUAGCCGUACGAUUGAGAUUCUCUUUACUUUUUAAUCUGAUUUAGAGGGUUAGCGACUGAUAAUCCUUAUGAUAAUCUGAAAAUUUUCUUUUCCUUUCACUCUGUUACUGAACUGUUCGUAGUAGGGGGAAAAAGAGAGAACCUGUUUUUUUAGGGGGUUUGUUGAAGGGAUAUGUAUAUUUUAGGGUUCUAAUUUUCUGGUUAUUUACAAUAUUGGGUCUAAGUUCUUCAUUCAAAGCCGUCUCGUUUUUUACUUUCUUGUUGAAAGGAUAGAAUUGUCAUCUUAGAUAUGUGGAGGUCUUGGUCUUCUUAGUUUGUUCUUGUCUGGUUUUGAAGAACUCUAGAAGCAAAUCUGAUUUAGAUGGUUAGCGACUGAUAAUCCUAUGAUAAUCUGAGAAUUUUCUUUUCCUUUCACUCUGUUACUGAACUGUUCGUAGUAGGGGAAAAAAAGAGAGAACCUGGUUUUUUAGAGGGUUUGUUGAAGCCUGAAGGGAUAUGUAUAUUUUAGGGUUCUAAUUUUCUGGUUAUUUACGAUAUUGGGUCUAAAUUCUUCAUUCAAAGCCGUCUCGUUUUGUACUUUCUUGUUGAAAGGAUAGAAUUGUCAUCUUAGAUAUGUGGAGGUCUUGGUCUUCUUAGUUUGUUCUUGUCUGGUUUUGAAGAACUCUAGAAGCAACCCUUAUAUUGAAAUUGGAAUAGGAAUAUAAAGUGGGAAAAUAACCGGGUAAUUUGAAUUGCAGAAGUUCUUGUUUAGAGAGUUACCAUUUUUUAAAAGAAUUCUUGGAAAAUCCUCAAGUAUAUUUUAUUACUCAGCAAUGCCACUAUUAUAGUUUCUUUGAAUUAUUGACUUGAUUGUCUUGUUUGAUAAUCUUGAAAGUGUAUAUUGUAUAGGAGGAACACGAAGGACAAACUUAGUUACAGUCUAAAGAAAAGAAUUCUGAAAUUGAGAAAUUUUGGUUUAGUUGUUAGAAACUUUGAAGUUCAUGUUAAGGUAUUUGAUGGUUGAAACUGGAUUAAAGGGAACAUAACAUUUUUGGAAAUUGAGAAGUUUAACCUGGAAAUAGAGAAACAGAACUUGAAUUUUUUCUUUAUGAUCAUGUUUUGUGAGAGUUAUGGAAAGAAAUGAGCCUUCAUUGAUACCGGAAUGGUUGAAGAGCGGGGCAAGUCUUACUGGUAGUGGCAAUUCAAUUCACCAAUUUACAUCCUCAUCUUCACAUUCAGAAAAUAAUUCUGCAUUGAAGCAUGCCAGAAAUAAGUUGGCUGUUGACAAUGAUAGUGAUAUAGGUUGGGCAUCUGUUUUGGAUAGGGCCUUUCAUGUUUAUUCUAGGAGGAGUUCUAGUAGAAAAGGAUCUUCUGGCUCACUGGCUUAUAGCAAUUUUGCUAAAGGCAACCGUGAAAGGGAUUGGGAAAAAUUUACUAAUGGUUAUCAUGACCGAAGAAUGCUGUUCUCAGUGACCAUAGGAACCGAAACUAUUUUGAUUCUCUUGAUAACCUGUUGCCUAGCAUAUCUGAGAAGGAUGUCUUACGGCGUUCACAGUCUAUGAUAACUGGCAAGCACAGUGACACAUGGCCAGGGAAAGCAACAAAUGAAUCUAUUAGCAACAGAAAAAGCCAUCAUGACAGUGGUAAUGGUGAGAUUAGCACAGCUAUCCAUGAUAAAUCUGCAUUUGAACAUGAUUUUCCUUCGCUUGGUGCUGAAGAAAGACCAGUGGGGUCUGAAAUAGGAAGAAUUUCGUCUCCUGGCUUGAGUAAUAAAUUUGCUUUCGAACAUGAUUUGCCUUCACUUGGUGCUGAAGAAAGACAACUUGGGUCUGAAGUAGGAAGAGUUUCAUUUCCUGGUUUGAGUAAUCCUGGGCAGAGCUUUCUCUUGGGGAUCACACCUGGCACUGGCAGUUAUGGCAGGACAUCAGCUCUUGCAGACAUUUCUGUGGGUGUGGGAAGCAGUGGCAGAGGUGUGGCAGUUGCUUCACAAAAUGCUUCUGCAGGCUCAACUCCAAUUACAACGAUGAGCCUUAAUAUGGCUGAAGCAGUGGCUCAGGGGCCUUCUCGUGCUCGCACACCUCCCAUGUUAAAUGUUGAAACUCAAAGGCUCGAGGAGCUGGCUAUCAAACAGUCGAGGCAACUAAUUCCCUUGGUGACAAUAUCAACGCCUAAAAGUUUGGUGGUCAGUCCUUCAGAGAAAUCAAAACCUAAAGUUGGACAGCAGCUUCAUCCUUCAAUCUCUUUUAACUCCACACAUGGUGGAACUUCCAGAUCUGACAGUAUAAAAGUUUCCAAUGAGAGCAGGCUUUGCAUACUCAAACCAUCUCGAGAAUCAAAUGGUGUUUCCUUAGUGAACAAAAAAGAUAACUUGAGUCCUACUAAUGGGAGCAGCAAACUUGUGAAUAGUCUACUAAGCGUCACUCCUCCAGCUGCUGCAUCUGCUCCCUUUAGGAGUUCAGGCAACAGCCCCAGGUCUGCCACUGCUGAGCAUAAUCAGAUUCAGUUGCGGUUAACCAUGGAGAAGAGAGCAACUGCUCAAGCCCAGAGUAGGAAUGACUUCUUCAACCUUCUAAAGAAGAAAUCUACCACGAACUCUGCUUCUUCCAUCCUUGAUCCCAGCCCUGCUGUGUCGCGACCUGUCUCCGAGAAGCCUGAUGAACUUGGCCCUGAAGAUUCCUGCUCUUCCGAUUCUCUAAUGGAUGUGGCCGUUCUAUCACUAGAAAUGUCAAAUGCUGACUUGCUAACUGACAAUAGGAGUGAAAUAGCCCUGAAUGGAGAUGCUUAUACCGAGCCUCGUCACUGUCCUAGCAAUGGGGAUGGGCAUUCAAGGCAUGAUGUCUUCCUUUAUCCUGAUGUGGAAGAGGCUGCAUUUUUACGUUCCCUUGGUUGGGAAGAGAAAGCUGAAGAUGAUGAUGGUCUUACAGAAGAGGAGAUUAAUUCCUUUCUCGAGCAGUACUCUAAAUUGAAACCGUCUGCAAAACUUCUCAAACGAAUGACGAUAAACUCUCAUAAUGGGAUUCAUGGUGAUGCAUCAUCUGGAUUGAGCUCAACGGAUUCCAAUGGAGAAGCUUCGACUCAUCAAAGUUCUAAUUGACUUG